AUGCCCAGAGAAGAUAUCUCAUUCCAGACCAGCGACAAUGUCACUUUACGUGGGUGGUUCUAUUCCCCUGAAACAACAAUCUCCACGCCACUCCCGUGCCUCGUAAUGUCCCACGGCUUCACCGCAACCAAGGAAAUCCACCUCGACAGCUUCGCCGCACACAUCACCUCCUCGCUACCAAUUUCCUGCCUCAUAUACGAUAACCGUGGCUUCGGAGCUUCGGACAAUCACCCUUCUGCGCCCCGGCAAGAAAUAAUUCCUUCUCUGCAAUGCAGCGAUAUUUCUGACGCAAUCACCUAUGCCCAAAGUAGGGACGAUGUGAAUAAAGACAAGAUUGGAAUCUGGGGAAGUAGUUAUAGUGGCGGACAUGUGCUUUGGGUCGGGGCUGUUGAUAAGAGGGUCAAGGUUGUGUUGAGCCAGAUGCCUAUGGUGAAUGGGUGGGAAAACUUCCAUCGGUUGAUACGUUCGGAUUUUGUUGGUGGGUUGAAUCAAAUGUUCCAAGAAGAUCGACUGGCAAGAGCUUCGGGAAAAGCUGCUGGAACGAUUCCGGUCGUCGACCCCAAUCCAAUGGCGACAUCUGCGCUGCCUACACCUGAUUCAUACACAUUCUUUUCUAAUUGGGAAAAGAAGGGUGAUUUCUGGAAGAAUGAAGUGACUGUCAAAAGCAUGGAGGAGCUUAGAGCUUACAAUCCCUCUUCUCACAUCCAUCAUAUAUCACCUGCCCCAUUGCUGAUGACGGUGGCUUCGAGUGACAUUCUUACUCCGGCAGACCUGGCUUUGACAGCGUACUCUAAGGCUCUAGAGCCUAAGGAGCUGCACUUGAUUCCAGGUGGUCAUUUCGAUGGAUACGCUGGUCCAAUUUUUGAGACGAAUGUCAAACGACAAGUCGAGUUCUUGAAAAAGACCCUCUGUGCAUGA
Messenger RNA from Mollisia scopiformis, 918 nucleotides. Its product is annotated as alpha/beta-hydrolase. The transcript is spliced from 3 exons. Bases 1 to 918 code for a protein of 305 amino acids. The record is from RefSeq and is a predicted model, not a curated record. Lineage: Eukaryota; Fungi; Ascomycota; Leotiomycetes; Helotiales; Mollisiaceae.